Lytechinus pictus (painted urchin) is the source of this 4931-nucleotide messenger RNA. RefSeq names its product IQ motif and ankyrin repeat domain-containing protein 1-like. The record is from RefSeq and is a predicted model, not a curated record. Lineage: Eukaryota; Metazoa; Echinodermata; Echinoidea; Temnopleuroida; Toxopneustidae. The transcript is spliced from 4 exons. Bases 239 to 916 code for a protein of 225 amino acids.
AGCACGAGUUUGUUUGCAGUAACGAUGCAGAUACAGUGUUUUUGCCGCAUUUGUACAGUACACAUAUACCCACCCCGCGUAAGUAUAUAUAUAUACCCACCUGGUAAUACUUGGCCAACACAUAAUUCAGAGAACAUGAGAAAAUGAAGUUCAACUGGUGUAAAUCAUGAAACACAAGUUAGCUAGAACAACUCUUUAAUUUGUAACCACCAAUUAACGCCCACUUGCAUUCGACGAAAUGCCUCCAAAGAAACCAACAGCGGUCCCGAAGAAAGCAACUCCCGCAAAGAAGACCGGUGCAAAUGGCGGCAGAAAAACAACUCCAGUUUCAUCUCAAAAGAAAGGCGCCACAUCAAGCAAGGAUGCAAAAGAUGUGACUGACAAGCUAGCCAAGAUGUCAACCACUGACGAACAGCCCAAGCCGGUCAUCAUCGAGAUCGAACUCAAAGAUCUCUCGGACGUACUCAAGGAUGAUGACGGGAAGAUCAAGUCGACAGGGAAAUGGCCGAUGAUCGUCGAUAGCGGCGGGAGAGCAGCGGUAUUUCUUCGUUACCAAGGAGGUAAUUGUUUGGACGCCAUCUCUCCGUCGGACAUGCAAGCAGAAACGAUAAGGAAACGUCUUAUUGGAUCAAUAAGAUAUGGCAAUAAUUUCACCAUCGACUUUGGGGGCUCUGAUAUGUUCAACUCGUGCAGAGAUAGGUUUGAAGAAAUCCACAAAGAUCUCAUGAAUGAUGUCUUGGACAAAUCAAUACUUGAGAAGUACGAGUACCUUAUCACUGAUGCGGAUGGACCAGAUUACGAGAAGGACAAGUUCUUACCUCACGUCACAUGUAACUUCCAGUUCAUCAUCCUCUCAAAGAUUGACCCCGCCCAAGACAUCAGGAACAAGUUUUGCAUCAUCAAGAUCAAGGAGUAAUGAGUAAGAUACGACAGGGCAUGGUAUCGGCUUGAUGAAUGUAUACAGCCAUGUGUCCCAGGAGAGAGCAGUAUUCGUUCCAAAAAGCUGUAGACACAUUCCUCGUAAGAAAAACAUCUCAAUUUGACUCAUCAUAACGAAUGCCUUCAGUUUUUUUUAAACCCUAUAGAAGAGUCGAAAGUCUGGAGGCUUCUUGUGUCCUAUUUUGACAGGAGAAAAGGUUUUGUGCAAAGACAAUAAUAGCAAUAAAGGCAAUUUUCAGAUAGAGUUAAGGUUACACGUGGUGUUUAUUGAUCAUCAUGGCCAAGAGCCUAUCACAUCCAAAUGUCGAUAACACAUGAUUUACAAAAGUUACAUAACACACUGGCAUUAUAUAAUUACUAAAAAAGUUCUAUUGUACAUUAAAGGCAAUCAAUUUGUAAAGAAAAUGAUCAUAUCCUGUAAGCUAUUUGCAUCCCAACAUUCCAACAAAUACCAUGAGGUUUGCAGUUUGCAGACCAACCACUUAAUUCUUGUUUUAGUUUCAGAAAUGUGUUUACAUAUUCUGUAAAAAUAUCUGGUCCUCAUGUACCAAGACUUCUUUCAUCUUAGGAUUGAGACGAAGAGUAAAGGAAUCCAACUUCUGAAUACAAGGCCCCCUAAAAAAAAAAAUCUUUUCUAUUAUUUAUAAUGGAUAAUCUUUUCUUUAGGGGCCAGCAAGUGUUUCAUGAUGAAACAUUGCUGAAUUCUCUUUUUUCACUGAUGAUCAACAUUGUUUACAGUAUACCUGAUUGUAUUUAUGUUAAGAUCAACAUGUCUCCCAUCAAACAAUUCGCCCCCAUUCACAUAUUUUUUUCUUUUUGACUUCUCCACCGGCGUCCUUGACUUUGUAGACGAUGGGUGUCCUUCCAAUAAGUCGGCUGAUGGAGAAUAUCUCUUCCGUCCACUUUGGAAGAUACCCUUUCCUGAAAACCUGCGUUGCUAUGGAAAGCCUCACGUGAUCUCCCAUUCGAAACUUUGCCUCCUUGGAACCCUUUUUAGGUAGGUCAGCGUACAACGUCAUCCAUACAUCCUUCUCAUUCGUUGCCUUAACCUCCGAGGGUGGGCGGCCGAUACUCGAGUGCUUGCGACGAUUGUAAGCUGAAACAAACUUUUGCAGUACAUUCGUGUAUUUGCGUGUGUUGUGACUGGUGAAGUACUUGAACAUCUUCUCUUUGAGGGUUCGGUUGAAUCUUUCUACUACGCUAGCUUUUGUUUCGUUCUGAGUAGUAAAGAAUACGAUGUCUUCUUCUUUCAACAUGCGCUGAGAGGGUUUGUUGAUAAAUUCCCCUCCUUUAUCAGAUUGUAGUUUGUAUGGCUUUCGGCCUUCUUUCAAGAUUUUCUGAAAGCCCUCAACAAGGGUCGCCGCUUUCUUGUCUUUGAGGGGUAAAACCCAAGCAUAUUUGGAGAAUAUGUCAAUACAGGUCAGGAGAUAUUUGAAUCCUUUAUUUUGUCGCGAGAGAGCCUGCAUAUCAACCAGGUCCACUUGCAACUGAUGAUCUAUGCCAUAGACGAUGACUCUGUUUCGUUUAAACCUUCUCCGUAGGGGUUUGUGAAGUGUGUAAGUCGAUUGUUCUGUCAACCAUUCCUUUAUGUCCGACCUCUUUAUAUUUUUGUUUUGUUUCCUUAGCUCGUGGUAAACAGCAUCUACAACACCAAAACCGGCAGGGUUUUCCGGAUCGUAAUACACCUUUUUUUAGGAUGUCCUCCAUCGGAUGAUUCGUGUAUAUUGAUGUUUCCUUUGCAGCAGGCCAAGGCACAUCGGACACGUUCCAACUGUAGCCUCAGUGACGGAGGCCAACAUCCCAUGUUGCUCGAGAACAGAAGUGUCAUGAAAUGAAUAAGAAAGUUGAAUACCGAUGUUUAUCAAUACUGGAUCCAGUCUGGGGAGGACUGUCUCUUGGGUCGACCUCUUUUCGUUGCAGGAAGGUGAUCCGCUCUAGCAAACACCUCCACGGUAUUCAAGUUGUCUGGUUUGUGAUCUUGAAAUUCUGUAGUUCGGGGAAGUAAGGAAUCGGUAGAAAUUUGUCGUUGCAUGAAGUUCCAUCUAUCUUGGUUUCCCACGAGCUCCCUCGGGGGAUGCAGAGUAGCCAUCACCCGUGCAAAUUCUUGCCAUCCUUUUGGAGAAAAACUCUUCCUCUUUCUCAACACAUCAUUGACUAGGUCGACAAUGUGCGUUCCUUCUAGCGCCUUGCCAUCCAACAAAAUUUCUCCCUUGUCAUUGAUAGCUAUGCGAUGAUCAGGUGCAGAUUGAAGGAGAUGCAUGAUUUGCCCUGCUUUCUGGACCAGUGUUUUAGGGACACUCUCUUUGACACGCUGCAUCCAGGGGGGGGGGUGGAAGGAGCGGUAUGAAGCGUUGCCUUUUCGUUUGACUUUGCAGACGUGAUCGCAGGAAGAUUAUUCCCCGGUACAUUCUCCACCUGUAGGGCUAUCGGUUCAUUGAGUUUGUGAUGUAGGUUGAUGUACCCCAUGAGGGCUUGCUGAUAGAGUUUCACUCUUUCAUCCUCUGGAAUGUCCUGCCUGCGUAAAAUAGUCUGCAUUUGCUCGUCUAAUCCGGCAAGACCUUUGAAGGUAGGAGCUACUCCAUGCUCGUGCGAAGCGUUAACAUGCUGAACGGUUUCGUGGGGUACCAGCACCAUUUUUUUGGCGUACUGCAUGGUGGUCGCUAUCCUUUUUUCUACGAUCUGAAUAUUUUAGCCAGGAUUGGAGCAAUCAAAAAUGGUAAAAAUCCACCUCUCUGGUUUACCAGCUUCUUUUUCUUUUUUUGAAGAGAGAUCUUUUUAUUACAAAGGCUUCUCAACUUGUGCUUAUGCUGACGAAGUUUAUUUUUUUCCACAACAGACAAAGGAACAGUGCCGUGAAGGAUAUUAAGUGCGCAUUCACAAAUUGUUUCAAUCAAAUCCUUUUUAGCACCUUGCAGUACACCUUUUCUUUGUGCCGGGGUUCCCCUAGCCAAGACGUGCAGGUAUGGAAUGUUGCUCUUUACACGGCGAGACAUGCCGAAUGAGUCUGUUGUUGCUUUCGCAAAGGUAUUUAUAUGUCAACUGAUGACCAUUCCAUUUUGCCCAACCUCUUUAUAGGGCAAACACAGUUAUUUCAUGACAUACACCACAUUUCUUUCUCCAGGGAAAAUAUUACUUCUUAACCGUAAUUUUUCAUCCGUGUCUGGUUUGAGGUCUACGAGGAGAUAGCCAUGAGGUCGACCCGUUGCAUCUUUAUAGGCUUCUUGCAGAAAUUUUCAAUUUUGCGGGUAAAUUUGUUUUGCCAAGUGGACAAUCUGAGAAGAGUCGCGUGGUUUUUUGAACAAGAUCAUGUAGUGGGCAUUGAGACUGAUGGUUCUACUUUCUUUUCCCUGAUGAAAUAGGUUCUGGCUUAUUAAAAUAACGGAAAGGUUGCGAUGAUGACUACCUUUAGUGAAAAGGUGCGACACCCUUUGAUCCUGAUUUGCCUGGGACAUUAAAUCAUCCAGAACAAUUAGAUUAGAUCGAGUUCCUGCGGUCAAAUAUCCCUUCCAAAUCCGAGGGAAUACCUUCCUGAAAUUCAAUGAAUGGCAUAUCCCUCGCCAUAUCAGCAUAACCCACCUGAUAUUCCCCAUAACACCAAAUGACUUUAUCAAAAGGUUUAUCCACCAAUUUUUCAUGAUGUUUGAGGAGUUUCCUCACAAAUUGAGUUUUACCGCACCCCGUCGGUCCUGCUAUGAGAGCUGUAAAUGGAUGUUUCAGGCGAACGUCCAUCCCACCAAAUGCCUACAACUUGUCAGAAUCACUCUCCUUUAUACAUGUACAUUCAGUCUCUCUGAUUUUUUGCGGUUCUUUUAUACAUCUCGUACUUUUUAUUUUUUGUAUAUAUAUUUUUUUUUAAGCAUUUACCUAUAACAUACUUAUUGCUUAUCAAACAUCGGCGAAAAGACCUCCCUCAUGCUCUCUCGCUUAUCGUGUCAUACACACUCCUUUUUAUGCACACAUUACAAUAAAAAGAGACGAUCGAUAACAAUGAA